Molecule: messenger RNA, 548 nt
Organism: Leptomonas pyrrhocoris
Lineage: Eukaryota; Euglenozoa; Kinetoplastea; Trypanosomatida; Trypanosomatidae
Exons: 1
Coding region: 81-548 (155 amino acids)
Biological process (GO): microtubule polymerization; microtubule bundle formation; positive regulation of protein polymerization
Cellular component (GO): microtubule
Molecular function (GO): tubulin binding
Source: RefSeq, a predicted model, not a curated record
GAAUUGAUUGAUCCGCAGCAUACCACGACGAUUCCGUUAACGACUUUUCACUACCAAUAAGUCCUCUCCGCCACACAACCAUGUCCGACUCGCAAUUGCAGGAGAACUUCGAGGCGUUUGCCUCCUUCGGCACGGCGCCGUCGAAGGAGAUGGACAACGCGCACUUCUCGAAGAUGCUGAAGGAGUGCAAGAUCAUCGGCAAGGUGUUCACCUCCACCGAUGCGGACCUCCUCUUCAGCAAGGUGAAGGCGAAGGAGGCUCGAAAGAUUACCUUCACCGACUUCCGGGACAAGGCCAUCCCUGCGAUUGCGGCGAAGAUGAAGAAGACGAACGAGGAAAUUGCUGAGAUGAUCGCAAACGGCGCCCCGAAGGCGCACGGCACGAAGACAGAGGCGGUGCGGUUCUUCGACGACAAAAACAGCUACACUGGUGCGGCGAAGCAGGGUGGGCCGACGAACGUGGACCGCAACGCCGGCUCCCUGGCCGGUGUGGUGGAUCGCCGCCAAGCCACCAUGGACAACCGUGGCACCACCGCGAAGCAGAUUUGA